AUUGCAGACCACAUCGGCUGAAAGAUCUGCUUGUUUGAAACCCGGAUGUUCAGCCAGCCUAAGAAUUAUUAUGAUGGAAGAUGUUAAGCCAGUAAGGUCACUAAACUGUGCAAUUUCUCCUGAUAACCCUCAUCCCACCAUAGCUUUUUUUUUUUUUUGUUUUUAUUUUUCUACUUUCCCCUUGUCCUCUACCUAGUUAGUACCCAUCAUAUUAUAAUAGCAAAAUGCACAAAAAGCACUAUGUCCAGCUCACUAAGAGCAUGAUCCCAGAAUUGUUUAAAAGAAGAUGUCCGACAGUUGAUCCAGAGCCAUUUGUGGCUGCUGCCCAUGUUUUCCCCAUGCGCGUCAAUAACCAUGUCACUGAGAACCUGAUUGACUGGUAAGUGUGAUAAUAAAACAGGAAAACAGGCCUACUGACGUUCUCGUUGAAUAAAUAUUCAGGUCCAACAUCCCUAAUGAUCCUUUAUUUCAGCUUUCCUUCCCACAGCCAAAAAUGUUGCAUCCUAGUGAACUAUCAGACAUUAUAGCCCAAAUGCGCGAACCAGGUGUCACAAAGGUAGCCAUGCAAAACAUCUCCGAGUCAGUCAGAGCACGGUUAAACCCUCAUCCAGCCGGUCAGAAGGAGGAGAAUGUCCCUCGUGUAGAUGGUGUAAUGGUACCGGGGAUGCAGCACAAAUAUCGUGAAACAGUCCUUUUCUUUCCGUCGGAAGUAUGUCAUCCAUCAAUAUUUAUAACUCUAAGGGGGGAUGUAUCUGACGAUGUAGGGCCAAUUCUGUCAUGCCUUCUGCACAUAUUGCUUCCGAUGGGCCCAAU
Messenger RNA from Aspergillus pseudotamarii, 813 nucleotides. RefSeq lists its product as uncharacterized. Bases 225 to 383 code for a protein of 52 amino acids. The transcript has a single exon. Lineage: Eukaryota; Fungi; Ascomycota; Eurotiomycetes; Eurotiales; Aspergillaceae. The record is from RefSeq and is a predicted model, not a curated record.